GUUUAUCACUCGAGUUUUGUGGAUGAAGAAGGGAUAACAAAGGCAUGUGGUUGUCCAUUGCUUCCUCUCAAGAGCCAUAUAAAGGGUCCUGCACCUGUUUCAGAACAAGACAAAACGGAUAUCGUGGACGAGGCAAUCACGUUCUUCCGCGCGAACGUUUUCUUCACUAACUUUGACGUCAAAAGUCCUGCUGAUAAGCUCCUUAUCUACUUGACGUUCUACAUAAACGUGGCGUUAAAGAGGCUCGAAGGCUGUAGAACAUUAGCUGUAGGAACUAAGGCGAUUAUCAACUUGGGUUUAGAAGAUAUCCCUGUUCCUGGAGAAGCUGGCUUUCCUUUUCCAGGUCUCUUUUCGCUUCCUCCGUCACAGGAAGAAGCAGAUCUUUUCAGGAACUAUCUGAAGCAGGUUCGAGAAGAGACUAGUGGGAGGCUGUUGAGUGUAGCGUACAGAGCUAAUGGGACACCAAACAAAUGGUGGCUUGCAUUCGCCAAGAGGAAAUUCAUGAACGUGGUUGUUCUCUAA
Messenger RNA from Thlaspi arvense, 522 nucleotides. Lineage: Eukaryota; Viridiplantae; Streptophyta; Magnoliopsida; Brassicales; Brassicaceae. The record is from the annotation of a GenBank genome assembly.